Radiomyces spectabilis is the source of this 1472-nucleotide messenger RNA. RefSeq names its product SMAD/FHA domain-containing protein. Gene Ontology annotation, molecular function: protein binding; ubiquitin protein ligase activity. Gene Ontology annotation, cellular component: cell division site; cytosol; ubiquitin ligase complex. Gene Ontology annotation, biological process: ubiquitin-dependent protein catabolic process; negative regulation of septation initiation signaling; mitotic spindle assembly checkpoint signaling. The transcript is spliced from 4 exons. Bases 193 to 1131 code for a protein of 312 amino acids. The record is from RefSeq and is a predicted model, not a curated record. NCBI's taxonomy places the organism in Eukaryota, Fungi, Mucoromycota, Mucoromycetes, Mucorales, Radiomycetaceae.
CUGUAAUGGCGGGAGAUUUAUAUUUAAAAUAAUCUACAGGUGGCUUUACUCGUUCUUUUCUCUUUUCUUUAUUUCUUUCAAUUGCUCCUUCUUGGAUUCGGUUAUCCUCCUAAUUUUCCCCGCCUUCCAUUUAACUGUUGCUCCUUCAUUUUUUUUUCUUUGUCUGGUUUUCCGUCUUAUAAUCAAAAGCCUAUGUUGACGGCCACUGCGGUUACGUUUCCCAGGGAAUCGGCUUCGGGACCUGGAGUGCAAACCGGCAACACGGACACUUCGUCAUCCGUCAUUCGCAUCGUGCCUCAUCUCGACUCACCGCGAUCGCUGGUGUUUGCUAUUGUCGAACGUGAACUUCGGGAAGGUGUUGCGAUAAAAAUUGGGCGUUUCACCGACAAAUUCUUUAUGCCUACUCGAGUCACUUUCAGAUCAAAAGUCGUGAGUCGUGGUCAUGCGGAAAUUUGGACGGAGAAUAACAUGGUAUACAUUCGUGACACCAAAUCAUCUUCCGGCACCUUUCUCAAUCGUGUGCGGUUGAGCCCGCCCAAUCAAGAAUCACGGCCAUUCGAACUGAAAAGUGGAGACAUCAUCCAGUUGGGUGUAGAUUAUCAAGGCGGGGCAGAAGAGAUGUAUCGUUGUGUUAAAAUGCGCAUACAGUUGAACCAAUCAUGGGAAAAGCAGAUCAAUAACUUUAGUAUACAGGCAUUUAGAGCGCUUCAGCAUCACAUCCAUCACGAUCGACCGCCGUCAAACGAAGAUUCAAGUAAAAAAGACGCAGUAUCCAUUGAAGACUGUUGCAUUUGUUUGUAUGCCAUCACCCCGUUCCAGGCACUAUUUGUGGCUCCCUGUUCGCAUACAUUUCAUUAUAAAUGCUGCCGCCCGCUGCUGAUGAACCAUCCCGGGUUUCAAUGCCCGCUGUGUCGAUCUUAUGCUGACCUGGAAGCAAGCGUCGCCGUGGAAGUGAACGAAGUUCUCCAGAUCAUCAAAAGCAAGCAAAUCUCUCACGUUGGCAGUGGCCAAGCACCAGCGGUAACAAGUUUGGAAAUGUCAUCUUCCAAUUCGUCUCCCAGUUGCGGUAACUAUCAGGAAAACGAAACGAUACGCUCAAAGCCGCGGGUGUUCACACUAUCCAUUACUUAGAAUUAGCAGCCUUGGGUUGCCACGAACCUAAAGACCCCAUGGACAUUGAUUGACACUAAGCAUCUACGUCUUCAACGACGCAAAAACAAAAAAAAAAAAGAAACAGAAAAAAAAACCAGCUUCUUCUCUUCCUUUGUGUUCUGCUUCAUUUUCACCUCAAGUUUGUCGUUCAUCUGUAAGAUGGGCGACCACCACUUUUCGUAUAAGAACUCCAACCGUCUCAUUGUGACGUCCUGCCCUUCUUUUUCUUGUUUCCCCCCUUUGAAUUCUUUCAUGCCAUUAAAUAUUCAGCGCCAUUUCCCCACUUUUGCAUGCCAAAACCGAAAUCCACUCAACAUCCA